This is a messenger RNA of Chelonoidis abingdonii (Abingdon island giant tortoise), 6921 nucleotides long. RefSeq names its product junction mediating and regulatory protein, p53 cofactor (gene JMY). Gene Ontology annotation, molecular function: Arp2/3 complex binding; actin binding; transcription coactivator activity. The record is from RefSeq and is a predicted model, not a curated record. Gene Ontology annotation, cellular component: cytoplasm; nucleus. Gene Ontology annotation, biological process: Arp2/3 complex-mediated actin nucleation; 'de novo' actin filament nucleation; positive regulation of apoptotic process. Lineage: Eukaryota; Metazoa; Chordata; Testudines; Testudinidae.
GGGCGCGCUGGGCGACGAGCGGCAGCGGGAGGCCGACCUCGCGAGCGGCCGUUCCCCGCCGGCGCAUCCUUCUCCCCCAAGAUGGCUGAAGGCGGGCAGUGAGCCGGCGGCGGAUGCGGAUGCCUAGCGCGGGCGCGUAGCGGAGCACCAUGUCCGCCUUCGCGCUGGAGGAGACAUUGGAGGCGGACUGGGUGGCGGUGAGGCCCCACGCCUUUCUCGAGCGAGAGAAGCACAAGUUCGCGUUCAUCGUGGCCUGGAACGAGAUCGAGGGCAAGUUCGCCAUCACCUGCCACAACCGGACGGCUCAGCGGCAGCGCAGCGGCUCGCGGGAGUUGCGCCGGGGCAGCCCUGGGGGGCCGGAGGACAGGGCCCCUGCCCAGGUUGACGCCCCCGCGGCCCGCCGGACCCUGGCCUGUGGGGCGGACUCCAGUCCGGCCAGGAGCUCUUCGCAUCCCCGCGUGGACUCGCUGCUCCGGAGCACCGAGAAGGGCGCCGCGGCCGGGGCAGAAGCGAUGCUGAAGAGCCCGCUGCGGACGAAGGCCAGUCCGGUCCGGAGGCCUCCACGCAGCACGGAGGCGUCGUCGUCGAGCCCAGCUGGUGCGGCCGAGGAGAUCGAGGUGCUGGAGCUGGUGAAGGAUGAGCCCGCGGCCCCGUUGCUCUUGUUGCCGGGACCGGUGCAGCAAGGUGCAGAGCCUGCCGCAAACGCGGACUCCUCCGGGGAAGAGUGCAGCUGGGCCGGCCUCUUCUCCUUCCAGGACUUGCGGGCCGUGCAUCAGCAGCUGUGCUCGGUGAACUCGGAGCUAGAGCCCUGCCUGCCCGUCUUCCCCGAGGAGCCCUUAGGCAUGUGGACGGUGUUGUUCGGGGCCCCGCAGCUGUCCGAGCAGGAUAUGGACGCGCUGUGUUACCAGUUACAGGUUUACCUUGGCCAUAGUUUGGACACUUGCGGGUGGAAGAUCCUUUCCCAGGUGCUUUUCACCGAGACCGACGACCCCGAAGAGUACUACGAGAGCCUGAGUGAACUCCGGCAGAAGGGCUACGAAGAGGUGCUGCAGCGGGCUCGCAAACGCAUCCAGGAGCUGUUGGAAAAACACAAGAAUACAGAAAGCAUGGUAGAACUGCUUGAACUGUAUCAAAUGGAAGAUGAAGCCUACAGUAGUCUUGCAGAAGCCACCACAGAACUGUACCAAUACCUACUACAGCCAUUCCGAGAUAUGAGGGAACUUGCAAUGCUCAGAAGACAGCAGAUCAAGAUCUCCAUAGAGAAUGAUUACCUAGGCCCCAGGAGGAUUGAGAGCCUACAAAAAGAAGAUGCAGAUUGGCAGCGGAAAGCCCACAUGGCUGUCCUUUCUAUUCAGGAUCUUACUGUUAAGUACUUCGAAAUAACAGCCAAAGCACAGAAAGCUGUGUAUGAUCGAAUGCGAGCAGAUCAGAAAAGGUUUGGUAAGGCAGCAUGGGCAGCAGCAGUAGAACGUAUGGAAAAGUUGCAGUAUGCAGUUUCUAAGGAGACUCUGCAGCUGAUGAGAGCUAAAGAAAUCUGUUUGGAGCAGAAGAAACAUGCACUGAAAGAAGAGAUGCAGAGUUUGCAAGGUGGUACAGAAGCCAUACCCCAUUUGGACCAGUUGGAAGCUGAUUAUUAUGAUCUACAGCUUCAGUUGUAUGAAGUGCAGUUUGAGAUUUUGAAGUAUGAAGAGCUGCUGCUGACAGCACAACUUGAAAGCAUCAAAAGACUAGUGUCAGAGAAGAGAGAUGAAGUGGUAUAUUACGAUACUUAUGAAAGUAUGGAAGCCAUGCUUGAAAAAGAAGAUAUGGCAACAUCUAUACACUUGCAAAGAGAGGAGCUGCAGAAGUUGCAACAGAAAAUCCGCCAGCUGGAAGCAAGGCGUGGACGCAUUUCAGCCAAGAAAGCUUACCUCAGAAAUAAAAAGGAGAUCUGUAUCACAAAGCAUAAAGAAAAGUUCCAGCAGCGCCAUCAGAGUGAAGAGAAAUACAGAAUACAUCAUACUGUGCAGCUAAAGCAAGAUCAGCUGCAAGAUGAAGAGGAAAGAAAGAGCUCCUGGGUUAGUCAGGAGCGACAGAAAACACUGGACAGACUUCGUACGUUUAAACAGCGGUACCCUGGGCAAGUAAUACUUAAAUCAACCAGACUGCGACUGGCUCAUGCAAGAAGUAGUAGUACACCCAGCUCAGUGCCCUGUAUAGAUCAACCUCAAUCUCUACCAGUAACCACGCAGAUCCAGAAGAAAACUGAGGAGGUGGAAUCAGGAAAAGUAAUCCAGCCUUUCCAAACCCAGGAGCUCAGAAGCUUAGAACAACUUGAAGAUAGUUCAUUACCUCCCAGUGGCAUUACCUCUGAACUGUCUCAUCAUACAACUCCUCCUCUUUUUCCCAGUAAUGAGCUUCAACCAGAUACUGUUACUGUAGUUCCACUUCCGCCUCCUUUGCCGCCGCCGCCACCGCCGCUGCCACCUCUGCCUAUCAAGGAAGAUUCUACUGAAUCUUUAGAGAAAAGUGACAGCCCUGUUAAACAGGAGAGUGAGGAUACAGGAGUCCCACAGUCUACCACUGUCCCAUCAGCACAUCUUUUUGAUAGCAGUCAGUUAGUCAGUGCCAAGAAGAAACUUAAGAAGACAGAUCUAGAGGGUUUACAAAGGAGGAGAGUGAGUUCCCCAAUGGAUGAGGUGCUGGCUUCCUUGAAGCGUGGUAGUUUUCACCUAAGAAAAGUUGAGCAGAGAAAUCUCCCUCCUUUCCCUGAUGAAGAUGACAGCAAUAACAUCUUGGCACAGAUAAGAAAAGGGGUGAAACUGAAGAAGGUGCAGAAAGAAGUUCUGAGAGAGUCUUUUACAAUUCUGCCUGACACUGACCCUUUAACACGUAGCAUCCAUGAAGCACUGCGAAGAAUUAAGGAGGCAUCACCUGAAUCAGAAGAUGAAGAGGAGAGUUUGACUUGCACAGACUGGGAAAAUUAACCUGUAACUAGCAGCCACUGAAGAAAGGAAAAAAACAACAACAAAAAAUACCCCACAGCUAGAGAUCAAUCUUCCUCUUCAUUUCAGAAAAUUCAAAGCCAGCAAUUUUGACCAUCAGCUGCAUGGUAGAAAAAGGCUUCUUUUGGCAAAUGAUUGAGUAUGUGAAAAAACAUGAAACAUUGAUUUUUUUCAGAUUAUUUUUUAUUCCUUCCACACGUGCAAGGUUGGACAAAAAGCUAAGUUGUUUAGAUAUGCAUUUUAUAUAACUGUAAUGAGAAAAGGGUGUUCAGGAUGUUUUCUCAAUUAUUUAAGCACUUUUUACAUUUGCGUUAGUAUAUAUGGCCAGUUAAGUGAGGGAACGUUUUAAGUGGGAAGAAUGCUGCAUUGAUAAAGCUACUGGGGGAUGCAGUUAAAACAUCAGGACAGCUAUGAAACCUACUUUUCAGUACACUGAAAAUAUCAUCUGCUUGAAAAACAAAUUUAAUAGCUGUUCCACAAUAGCUAAAAUUCAGAUAGAGAUGCAACUAAGAUCUCUUUAGUUAUUCUUCUCACUGCAAAGAAAUGUAUGUUAGUAUGAAAAAUAACAACAACAAAUGGCUGCACAGUCUAAGUACCGUAAUAGUGGAAUACAUGUAUUUAAGAAUGUAUGGGUUUACAGUAUGGUACACUUAACAUGGCAUAUUGCAGCAACUUUUUAGAAGGUCAUAUAUAAUCUUACACCCUACAUUUUAAAAGUAGAUUUUCCAUGCUCUUUUAAACAGUAAUAUUUAGGUGAGAUGAACUGAGUUAAUAGUUAUACCAUACAUACAAAUUUGUUAUAAGCAGCAAUAUUUUGUAAUUUGAUAAUACUUAACAUUAUUUUUCUCUGUUAGCUUGAACUGUUCUUGUUUGAUUACUGUAAGCAACCUUCUUUACUUUAUUUAAGGAGAACGCAGGACUUAAACAUAUUAACAUCACUUACGGAAGUUAUGCUUCUCUGUUAGUUGUUAAUAUUUCCUUUAGUAGCUACAAAAAAAUCAACAUACCUAACAGCCCGUUUGGCUGAAAACUACACUUCCUUUUAAUGCUGGCUGUAUGUGGCUCUAAAUGAGGGGAGGGUACAGUUUUCAAUAUAGUGAGAACUUAAAAAGAAAUAAUCCUAAACUGCAUGACUAAUAGCUGCGGGCAGCUAGUUUUAUAAUGCCAGAGUACUUAGAACUCUGUAUAAGAUGUACCUCUAAGUAAUCUUGUACUAUGUUAAAGGCUCCAUGUAAUGUUUGUUAGUUGAGAAACACUCAAGUUACAUGAAAGUCUUGACCAGCUUUUUAUUUUUAUUAAAAUUUUACGUACUGUUUGAGAGGCACGCCACCCCUUUCCUUUUAUAAAAUGAUAUUUUUGUUCAGUAUUCGCUUUAUGAAGGACAAAUGACUGUACUCAUUUUCAUCUAGAAGCAGAUUCAUGAAUUGCUACUGUUGUGUAAGGGAGUACAUAUUCUUCUUUAACUUUUAUAACAGUUCUUCUUAAAAUAGUUGUGGGAGCAAGAAUACUUACCUUGGCAAUAGGUUAUAUAACCAAAAUGAACCUCAGAUCUUGGAACCUUUAGGCUGUUCUACAAUUAUUGUCCUGAAUAAUAAAGAUCUGUCGUGUUUUGAAAGAUAAUUUGCCACACUAUACUUAGCAUUGAUAAGCAUUUUUCUUGAUUUUUUUUUUUUUGGCCUUAUUUAUAAUGUCUAGUGAAACAUUUUCAUUUUCAAAAGAAAUGUUUAUGAGCAGCAUUUUUCAGAAAUGAUACCAGUUUUGCCCCAGGUAUCAGGUUUGGGGCAGUAUUUUUCUUGGAUGUAUCACAGAACUGAUGCUCUCUCCAUCAUUCGCUUGUCAAGGACUUGACAACUUAAGUUUCUUCCCAGUUUAUUUCUAUGGUUUUACAUCUAACUCAUCAUUUCAAAAUUUAUCAUGUGUAAUCAUUUAGCAUAGAUCAUAAAUGUAAGUAGUUUGUGUGCCGACGGUUUACAGGCAUCCAUAUUCCAGAUUACAUUACACUAUAAACUGGGUCCAAUGUAUUAAUUUUUAGCUGUCGCACAAAACAGAAGUAGUAUCUGCAAAUUAGAAUGAUAUAGUGCUGCAAGAAACAAAAGUGCAGAUUGGACAGUGUGCAUAAACUCUUGAGUUGGGGGGUGAAUAGUGUAAUUUGAAAAACAGGCAUAAUGUUCCUUCCCCUUACACUAAAUUUAUUAUCCACAAAUUUAUCACUAUAUAGGGAGAUGUUUAAAUAGCUCUGUACUGUGUUCUCAGAUUUAUCUACAUAUGAUUUGUCAACGUUGCCUUGAAAACUUGUUCAUGAUAAAAAAUAAACCUGUCCUUGAUACUUAUAUUUAGUUAAAAUAUUAGAUUCCUGACUGAGUCUGUAUACAUUGCUUAAUAGGAAUAUCAUAUUUUAUGCACAUGCACACAAAAGAUAGUUGCUGUGCUGAGCAUAACAGUUUAUAUCAAAUUCAAACUGCAACUUUAAAAAGGAAAGGUGUGUGUUUUCUAGAGAAUAUUAAAAAUCAGAUUUUAAUCUAAAGUAGUUACUGGAUGUCACAGUUUCAAAUAGUUCUUCAAUUUAAUAGCCAUUUACAAUUCCAUGCAUAAAAAUACUCCCAGUGCUUUUAGAUGAUGAUUUAUACUGGUAUUGCAAUAAGUUAUAUGGGGAAAGUCCAACUACUUUCACAAGUGUUAGAGAAAUUGACAAUCCUUGCUGUAACUGACAGUAGGUUUAUUGAACAGCUCUGCACUUGAGAGACCAUGGGAACCAUCACUAUGGGGAUGGCAUUAAUACUUGUGUAUAAAAGGAAAAAAAGCUUGCACAUAAAAUGAUCACUAGAGAUUUUCAGUAUUUGCUUUUCAUGGAUGCACAACAUCAGAUUUGCUGAAUUGUUCUGUUCCUAGCCACUGAUCUUCAACAAUUGCUCAUCUUUUGCACAUUUUACAUGCCAACAAUACUUGCUUGUUUAUUCAAAAAUAGAGCUGUUUGGUAGUGAAAUGGGUUCAUUGAGGUAAGGAAUUGGAAUUUCCCAAUCUGAAAUACAUAUAAAUUCAGGAAGCAUGAGUAUAUACUGUACUUUGGGGACUGAGAAUUUAUCAGUGAGAAAAAGGAAUUAAAAUGGUUUAUUAGAGCAACCAAAAAUGAAAGGUAAACAACAAGUGUCUUUAGAUCAGGAAUGGGAUUAGCAUUUAUUUCAAUUUCUGUACCUCCCUUCAGUAGUCCCAAAAUCCAUUAAAAAUGACUAACUUUCUUAUUUUAUUCACUUUUGCAUAUUAUGUUUGCGUAUUUUGAGUGUGAUUUAGUUUCAAAGCAUAGAUGAAAGUUUUGUUUCUCUUUUUUAAAUGUUAAAGAUAUCUUUAAAAAGUUUAGGAGCCUGUAUUCAACAACACAUAGCUGUUAAAUAAAUAAACUUGAUCAGAUAUUGUGUUGUUCAAUGGCUGCAUCAGGGACUUUGUGUUCAAUAGACUUCAUCAGAUUCUUUGUAAAGAAUCACUUUGCCUUUCAGCAUUAUGUUCUGUAAAGUCAAAAAUCUUCAAACUCUGAGCAGUUCUUUAUUGAAAUGCAACCAGUUGAGACGAGGAAGCAGAAACUUUCAUUAGUUAAUGUUCUCUUUUAUUCCCUUUGUUGCACUGAAUUUAAAGACUGUAACUGUAAAUUAAGGUUACUUGUAGUUUAAGCAGCUGUUUUCAUUGUAAUGCUUAUGUACUUACUUUACCUGUGUUAUUUCUGGUAAUGAUUCCAUAAGCAUGAAGCAAGAUACUAUGUAUAAUGUUAGAGAAUCAAUAUACUACAGAGAAGCAGUAAGAACUGGAAGCGUCUUAUUGACAGAGCAUGUUGCAUUUACUGAAUGCUAACAGGGCUGCCAAGAGCAGGUGUGGGCCCUGGUAAAAAAAAAUUUUUCAAGCCCCUCAGCAAGGGUGGACUGGCUAAAACGGGGCCGACAAAGCCAGG